Molecule: messenger RNA, 2891 nt
Organism: Sardina pilchardus (European sardine)
Lineage: Eukaryota; Metazoa; Chordata; Actinopteri; Clupeiformes; Clupeidae
Gene: plpp5
Product: phospholipid phosphatase 5
Exons: 8
Coding region: 219-1028 (269 amino acids)
Biological process (GO): phospholipid metabolic process; phospholipid dephosphorylation
Molecular function (GO): phosphatidate phosphatase activity
Source: RefSeq, a predicted model, not a curated record
AUUAACGUUACCGUCAGAAAGAAACCUCUCCAUCGGUGAUUUCUAAUGCGGUAGGUCUCUACUGUGCCAUUUGACAUGAUCAUUACUACGAGGAAGUGCGAUCUUCACCUCCAACGCCUGCUUUGAACAAUCGACGACAUCAUCCGUCGGUUAAAGGAGGCAAGGGGCGCGUCGGCAGGUGUGACGAUAAGGGAUUUGAUGACUACGUAGACCUGAAGAUGAAGAAGAGUUUAGACAAUGCCUUCAUCGGUGAAGUGCUGGUUCGACUUCUUCUUUUAGCCGUGUUUCUAGUUACUGAGGCUUUGCCUCCUUUUACACGGGAGAUUCAGCCAGAAGAACUGUGGCUGUACAAGUUCCACCAUGUGGAGAACGAUCAUGUGCCCACCUCCCUCAUGUUUAGCAUCGCCCUCCUCACACCACUGGUGGCCAUCUUUCUGUUUGCCUUCCUGAGGAGAGCUGAUCGAGGAGACGUAAAGGAGGCCUCUCUGGCGGUGACUCUGACUCUGGUGCUCAACGGGGUCUUCACCAAUGCGGUCAAGCUCACUGUUGGCCGGCCGCGGCCAGACUUCUUUUACCGCUGUUUCCCAGACGGGAAGUUCAACGCGGAGCUGAGGUGCAGCGGCGACCCGGAAGUGGUCAUGGAGGGCAGGAAGAGCUUCCCCAGUGGACACUCCUCCUUUGCCUUUGCAGGGCUGGGCUUUACGGCACUGUACCUGGGGGGGAAGCUGCACUGUUUCAGCCCCGUAGGCAGGGGGCGCUCUUGGAGGCUCUGCGUCUUCCUCAUGCCGCUCCUCUGUGCCAUCCUCAUCGCCGUGUCCAGGACCUGCGACUACAAACACCACUGGCAGGACGUGCUGGUGGGAUCUCUGCUGGGCAUGAUCUUCUCGUACCUGUGCUACCGGCAACACUACCCGCCGCUCAGCGACAUGGACUGCCACCGGCCGCUCCGCCUCAGAGAAGCUUCCGGAACCGGUGGUGGAGCACAGGAGAGCAAGCAGAACCGAUCCGGAUACCUCCUGCCUCUCUAGGAGAACCCCCGCUUCCUCUCUUCACCUCUCCAUCUACCUCCCUCUAUCCCUCCAUCUCUCCCUCUCUCCAUCUAUCUCCCUCUCUCCCUCUGUCCCUUCAUCUACCUCCAUCAUCUCUCACUCUCAUUCUCUUUCACAUGUUCUCUUUCCUUCCUUCCAUCUCUCCCUUCCUUGCUGUAUCUGCCUAUCUCUCUCUCUCUCUCUCUUUAUCUCCAUCUCUCUCUCUCUUUUUAUCUCCAUCUCUCUCUCUCUCUGUUCAUCUCACCCACUCCCACCAUCCUCAUCUCCAUUCCAGAAGGGACCCUCUCUGAGUCAGACUCCUGGGGUCUUCACAGCUCAGAGUCCACAGUAGACUCCUGGGGUCUCCACAGCUCAGAGUCCACAGUAGACUCCUGGGGUCUCCACAGUGGACCGUCCCCACGUUCACCCAUCUCUGUUCCCUCAGGGUUGAAUGGAUGAUGCGAGUGACAGGAAGAGCUACUGUGUGUGCUCACAGUUCAGAGGAAGUAGUAGAGGUUGGUUCCUCUCUUACACGUUAAGCAAUACGCGUAAGCUCUCCAUCCUGUUUGUACGGGUCAGCUUAAACGUAUGCUGGGCCGCCCGUGAUGGUUUGUGGAAGUGUAUGACCAGCUGCUGAGAAGCUGGAGACGCUGCCAACCGUCAGCUAUGUCCACUUGGCUGAGGCAGGAGAGAGAGAGAGAGAUAGAACGGAGAGGAUGUGAGUGAGGAAGGAGAGAAAAAGAGAGAGAGAGAGGGAGAGAGCAGACCCACCUCUGCUGUGGAUGCCCCUGGAGGGAUAAGGGGGAAGUGCAGUCUCAGUAGCACAUUCCCAUGGGGUAGAAGAACACUCAGUGGCCACAUCAUGGGCCUUCUGACCCACCUAAAGGUGGCUACAACUCUGCCUCCCCUACCACCACACCGUUCCAGUAACAUCUUACCCCGACUCUGCCAACAUUCCACAACCCCCUACCCCAACUCUGCCAACAUCCCACAACCCCCUACCCCAACUCUGCCACAAUUCCAUAACCCCCUACCCCAUCUCUGCCACCGUUCCACUACCCCUUACCCCAACUCUGCCAACAUUCCACAACCCCUUACCCCAACUCUGCCAACAUUCCACAACCCCUUACCCCAACUCUGCCACCGUUCCACAACCCCGUCUUCCGCUCCCCUGACUAGUUCUAUAGAUGCUGCCUGUUGUUAUACAGUCUCAUCCAUAGGGGGCACUGCCACCAGGCACUGGGUUGGCCUCCGCUGGGUGUCCAUAAGCCACUCGUGUUGAGCAUUGUGUGAAACAUUCAGGAACUUUAGUAUGUGCGAGCAACAGACAGUGGAGUCUCAGCGUGCUGCCUCUGGCACAGACAGGGUCGAAUGAAGCCUUGCACACUUUUCUUGAAGGGGUUUUGAAAUAAACCGUGGUGAAAUAAACCGUAUUCUGCGCUAACAGGUCCUGUGUAAAACACAUUGGGAGUUUGUGUCAGAUUGUCAACAGUCAUGGUUAGAUGACUGUUUAUUUAUGAAUUUUAGACAUGCAAUUCAGGCCACUUGCCAACAGAGUUUGUAACUUGUCAAAUGUAUGUUGACUCUGCUGGUUGACCUUUUUUUAAAGAACUUUACUAUGUUUGUUUAGGUGAGAACUUUGACCAUACUAUCUGCGGGUGUACGUAUAUCACCCAUAGUUCAUCUUUACUGUACUGCAUCCUAGAAAGAACACUGUGUUCUUUUGGACAUGACUCAUUGACUGUGAAAGCUUAUUGUUGCCAUGGAGUUUGAAAGGUUUACUUACUAUUGGAAAAGACUGUAAUUGAAUGAUUUAAGUAAAAAAAAACACCUGUAAUAAUUAAAAUAUUCAAGUAUUGAAAA